UUUUGAAGCAAAAGCAAAACUCAGAAACAGAAUCAGUUUUUGAAUUCUGAUUGUACUCGGUGAUUGAAGUGAUGAUGGAUGUGGAGAAGCAGAAUCUGAAUUCAGAGUUUCCGUUCUGGAAACCCAUUUCUCGUAGGUUCCAACCCGAUUCACUUUUCUUUGCUCCCGGCAACGUCGAACGUGAACUUCUUGUCAAACAGGUUGCCUUGGAAUUAACAGAAGAGAAAGAACAGCUUGAGAAUUUGAUACAAGAGGAUGGAAGGGAAGUCUUCUGUCCCAUUGUUGGGUGUGGAGUGUGUUUGCCUUCAAUGGAGGACUUUGAAAAUCACUAUAAUGCAAGACAUACUGCGUCCUGUUCUGUGUGUUCUAGAGUCUACCCAACGUCGCGGUUGCUAAGCAUACAUGUAUCCGAAGCUCAUGAUUCUUUCUUUCAAGCAAAAGUUGCACGCGGCUAUGACAUGUAUGAAUGCUUAGUGGAAGGUUGUGGAUUGAAAUUCAAAAGCUACAAAAGCCGGCAGCAGCAUCUGGUUGACAAGCAUAAAUUCCCGACAUCAUUCGAGUUUUACAAGAAGGCUCUGCCUUCAAAGAAACAUAGGCUGAAGUCUCAGCGCAAACAAUCUACUCAUAAGGAAGAUACUUCAGGAAUGAUGGAAGUGGAAAAUGCAGCCAUAGAUGACCUUGUUUCAGCAGUCUCUAGAUUGAAUACUUCGGACUCCACUCCUUCAUCUAUCAGCUUUGGUCGCCGCCACACCAAAGGCUUGUCAUUUGUCCCUCGAGUGGUUCAACGUGGGAGGGGAUCAAACUCGGGUUCAUCCAUUCCAAAGAGAUAAUAAUAAGCUUCCACUGAAACCUAUCUGCAUUCUUGAUUGCUGAAUGAACGAUCUUCGGAUGUCGUCGCAUUAUAAAACCCCGGUGGAUUUCUUCUGUCCCAAGGUUGAAGAAGCUAGCUGAUUAAGUCGGAGAUUGGAAAAUAGAAUUAUGCUUUUAUAGUAUCUUUUUGUGCUCUAACUUGGGCUUGUAAUUUAGCCUAACUUAGGCAUUGUGCCCUUGCAAAUAUAUUUGGUGAAUGGUGUGGAGAUUGAGCUUCUUUAUAGACUGAUAUUGUUCUGUUAAAUUCUCACCUCUUUACUGAAUAGACGGUUUGUUAUUAGUUUUGAAAGAAAUCACUCUUACAACUUUUUGUAUGUUUGUAAUUGCUAAUGAAUACCAAGCUUUGAAGUUAAUACUCGUUAA
This is a messenger RNA of Cicer arietinum (chickpea), 1233 nucleotides long. RefSeq lists its product as uncharacterized. The record is from RefSeq and is a predicted model, not a curated record. NCBI's taxonomy places the organism in Eukaryota, Viridiplantae, Streptophyta, Magnoliopsida, Fabales, Fabaceae.